AUCAGAUCAAGUGAGGUACAAUUAUCUUGUAUAACACCGCACCUUCUCUUUCCUGUAAGGAAUUUAAGCAGGCAUUUUGGAAAUAACAUGACAGCCAUUUUGAGCUUUGGGAUAAUAUCAUUGCUUUUCUUUCACUGUCAGGCAAAUGACUUGUUUGUACAGAAAUCAGCUGCCACACAGUUCCUACAUCGAUUUCGUAAAUCUACCUGUCGGAUAUUCCCUGGAAUUUUGUUCGGGUGUCUGGAAAGGGAGUGCUGUGAAGAAACCUGUUCCAGAGAAGAGGCCCGGGAGAUUUUUGAAAAUGACCGCAUCACUGAUAUAUUCUGGCACUAUCACAGUCGUGGAAAGAAUACACUUCUACUAUACCUUCUGGAUAAUGCAGCAAAAAUUGUUGAAGGUCAAAUGAAAAUUUAUGAACUUAGAAAGGAGCUCACUGAAAAGAAACAAGAAAUCCAUGACUUACAAGAUCAACUCUCAGCAAAGUUAGAAAGUUGUGUUGAUGAUAAAUAAUAGGAAAGACAUUUUAUUUUCCCUGUUUGAUUCUGCCUUAGCAGAAUCAAACUAUUAAGUUUAUGUUAAAUUCGUAGUGAAAAGCUUUUUGAUCAAUAAAAUUGAGGUAUGAAUGAUAAAUGUUAUAAAUGCAUUGUAUUUAGGCCUGUUUCAUUUGUCUUUUCAUCUGUACCUUUAGAUACUAUUGUAGU
Molecule: messenger RNA, 701 nt
Organism: Rhincodon typus (whale shark)
Lineage: Eukaryota; Metazoa; Chordata; Chondrichthyes; Orectolobiformes; Rhincodontidae
Product: vitamin K-dependent protein Z-like
Exons: 4
Coding region: 88-510 (140 amino acids)
Cellular component (GO): extracellular region
Molecular function (GO): calcium ion binding
Source: RefSeq, a predicted model, not a curated record